AUGUAUUGUACAUCUUCAUAUGAACAAAAGAUCUCACAUGAAAGUGAAUAUCAUUUAAAUCAUGAAAACAUUAUUCCGAAAAGAACUAGCCAGACGACUACAACGAAACCUAACAAACAAUUACCAGAAAAGGCAAUUUGCUUGAUGAACGCCUGGUAUCUGGCUCAUGAAGAUAAUCCAUAUCCAAAUCGAAAUGAUUUAGACUAUUUAGCAACAAAUGGUGGUAUCAAAGAAUCUCAAGUGAAAGCAUGGUUUUCGAAUAAACGUAAUCGAACACAAAAUACACAUCCCAAACGUGCUAAACGUUAUCUUAUUCGAAACCAAGCACAUCAAAACCCGAUCCUAUUCAAUGAACCAGAAAAACUUCGUAUCGCUGAUGAACUCGAACAACGUGCACAAGUUUUACACCAUUGCAACAAUCAACCGUCGAACUCUACGACUACGCCCCCGGUUUGGUCUUGGUUACCAUCACAGACAUAUGAUUAUUAUUCUCAUCAACACUAUUACAAUCACUCGUGA
Molecule: messenger RNA, 519 nt
Organism: Adineta ricciae
Lineage: Eukaryota; Metazoa; Rotifera; Eurotatoria; Adinetida; Adinetidae
Source: the annotation of a GenBank genome assembly